Molecule: messenger RNA, 3244 nt
Organism: Helicoverpa armigera (cotton bollworm)
Lineage: Eukaryota; Metazoa; Arthropoda; Insecta; Lepidoptera; Noctuidae
Product: mucin-2-like
Exons: 12
Coding region: 1-3027 (1008 amino acids)
Source: RefSeq, a predicted model, not a curated record
AUGAGGGCUAAUAUUUUAGCACUCACUCUUAUAGCGAUAUGUUACGUUUCGCAAGCGAGUCCAAUUAUAGCCGUUUCAGUUCUAAGCCCGUUAGCAUUUUUGGUACCCACACCUUCAUCUACAACUACAACGACAACGAAAAAACCUACCACAACACCCUGUCCUCACGCUACCACAAAAUCAACUGCCAAAACUACUACACAGAAACAAACAACUACUACAAAUGCUACUACCACUACUACAAAAACGACACCACGAGUUACAAAUGCAACUACAACGAUUAAACCGAAUACCGCAACAGCAAACCCUUGUAAUACGACAACAGUUAAAAAUGUCACUACUCCAGGGCCAAAUACAACGACUAUUGGACCAGUAACGACACCCAGCGGGCUUGAUGUAACCACGUUAGAUGAAAUAGAUACCACUUCAGAAAGACAAGAUACUACUACACCAAGUUCACCAGAUGUGACGACGACAAUUGAAACUGAUACCACAACACCGAGUGGUACAGAUACCACAACGCCAAAUGGAAUAGAUACCACAACACCAAAUGGUAUAGAUACUACAACACCAAAUACAACAACUUAUGCACCUUGUGAUACCGAUACUACAACACCGAGUGAUACAGAUACUACAACAACGAGUGACACAGAUACAACAACACCAAAUGGAAUAGAUACAACAACUUAUGCACCUUGUGAUAGUGAUACUACAACACCGAGUGACACAGUUACAACAACACCGAGUGAUACAGAUACCACAACACCGAGUGAUACAGAUACUACAACACCAAGUGAUACAACAACACCAAAUGGAAUAGAUACUACAACAUCGAGUGAUACAGAUACCACAACACCAAAUGGAAUAGAUACCACCACUUAUGAACCUUGUGGGCAUGAAGAUACGACUCCAAGUGGUACAGAUACUACAACACCGAGUGAUACAGAUACAACAACACCAAAUGGAAUAGAUACAACAACUUAUGCACCUUAUACUACAACACCGAGUGACACAGAUACUACAACACCAAAUGGAAUAGAUACCACCACUUAUGAACCUUGUGGGCAUGAAGAUACGACUCCAAGUGGUACAGAUACUACAACACCGAGUGAUACAGAUACCACAACACCAAAUGGAAUAGAUACCACAACACCAAAUACAACAACACCGAGUGAUACAGAUACCACAACACCGAGUGAUACAGAUACAACAACACCGAGUGACACAGAUACAAAAACACCAAAUGGAAUAGAUACAACAACACCGAGUUAUACAGAUACCACAACACCAAAUGGAAUAGAUACAACAACUUAUGCACCUUGUGAUACCGAUACUACAACACCGAGUGAUACAGAUACUACAACACCGAGUGACACAGAUACAAAAACACCAAAUGGAAUAGAUACAACAACACCGAGUUAUACAGAUACCACAACACCAAAUGGAAUAGAUACAACAACUUAUGCACCUUGUGAUACCGAUACUACAACACCGAGUGAUACAGAUACUACAACACCGAGUGACACAGAUACAAAAACACCAAAUGGAAUAGAUACAACAACACCGAAUACAACAACACCAAAUGGAAUAGAUACUACAACAUCGAGUGAUACAGAUACCACAACACCAAAUGGAAUAGAUACCACCACUUAUGAACCUUGUGGGCAUGAAGAUACGACUCCAAGUGGUACAGAUACUACAACACCGAGUGAUACCGAUACUACAACACCGAAUACUACAACACCGAGUGACACAGAUACUACAACACCAAAUGGAAUAGAUACCACCACUUAUGAACCUUGUGGGCAUGAAGAUACGACUCCAAGUGGUACAGAUACUACAACACCGAGUGAUACAGAUACCACAACACCAAAUGGAAUAGAUACCACAACACCAAAUACUACAACACCGAGUGAUACAGAUACCACAACACCAAAUGGAAUAGAUACCACCACUUAUGAACCUUGUGGGCAUGAAGAUACGACUCCAAGUGGUACAGAUACUACAACAUCGAGUGAUACCGAUACUACUUCGAGUGAUACAGAUACUACAACACUGAGUGAUACCGAUACCACAACACCGAGUGAUACAGAUACAACAACACCGAAUACCACAACACCGAGUGAUACAGAUACAACAACACCAAAUGGAAUAGAUACAACAACUUAUGCACCGAGUGAUACCGAUACAACAACACCGAGUGAUACAGAUACCACAACACCGAGUGAUACAGAUACUACAACACCGAGUGAUACCGAUACUACAACACCGAGUGAUACAGAUACAACAACACCAAGUGGCACAGAUACAACAACUUAUGCAACUUGUGAUACCGAUACUACAACACCGAGUGAUACCGAUACUACAACACCGAGUGAUACCGAUACUACAACACCGAGUGAUACAGAUACCACAACACCAAGUGACACAGAUACUACCACUUAUGCCCCAUGUGGACAUGAAGAGACGACUCCAAGUGGUACAGAUACUACAACACAAAGUGAGACAGAUGCGACAACGCCAAGUGGUACAGAUACAACUUCUGCACCUUGUAGUCAUGACGAGACAACUCUAAAAGAUGGGGAUAGUACGACACCAAGCGGGCCAGAACUUACAACAAAGAAUGAACCUGACAUGACAACACCAGAGCCAUCAACUGUUAUUCCUAUCACUACAACGCCAUCAUCUUGUCACCACAAUACAACGUCGAAACCUGUCACUACAACUAGCACUCCUUCAGCUGAUCCUUGUGGACCCAGGUCUACUACGAAAGCUCCUAUAACGCAUAGAUCUGGAAACCCAUGCAAAUGUAGCGAUGGACCUACAACUGAGGUUCCAACUGAUGUGACGGAUAACUGGGUGGAUGAAACAGUCCAUCUCUUGAAUACAGGAGUAGUGGCCGUCGAAGACUUACUAGAAGAAAUUCUGGCGUCAGGAUCGAAAGAUCUUCUGCAUAAAAUCAGAAAGAGAAGAAAGAGAAAGACUAGAAUACACAAAACAACAACGGUAUUGCCAUUAAUAAUGUAGAUAAAGUAUUAUUGGAACUUGAAACUGCAGACUUAUGUAUCGCUUUACUAAACGCUUGUGUCAAUAAAAUGACAUGUACAUUAAUUUUCUAUAACAAUGCAAGUGUAGUUACCUAUACUUUAUUAUGAAUAGGUAAGUAUUAUAUGUAUUUUGAGAUAUUGCAUUGUAUACGUAUGUAGAUGCAUUAUUUGUUGUUGAUGAUAAAUAAAUAUGCGUA